Messenger RNA from Ilyonectria robusta, 1702 nucleotides. RefSeq names its product amino acid/polyamine transporter I. The coding region runs from base 1 to 1590 and encodes 529 amino acids. NCBI's taxonomy places the organism in Eukaryota, Fungi, Ascomycota, Sordariomycetes, Hypocreales, Nectriaceae. Gene Ontology annotation, biological process: transmembrane transport. Gene Ontology annotation, molecular function: transmembrane transporter activity. Gene Ontology annotation, cellular component: membrane. The transcript has 9 exons. The record is from RefSeq and is a predicted model, not a curated record.
AUGGAAACGAAACAGGAGAAGGAUAAUCACGACCGCGAGAGCAUUGCCCACGGCAGUAUUCUUGGCGCCGACAUCGACGAUGCCGUUCUUAGGGCCAAUGGCCAUGCUUCUGAUUUGAAACGUCAAUUCAACUGGCUGUCAGCCCUGGGGCUGGGAUUCUCCAUCACCAACUCGUGGGUUGGAUACCUGAGCAACUUCGGCCAGAGCCUCAUCUAUGGCGGACCGCAAGUCUGUAUCCUGGGACUGGUUGUCGCCUUUGUGGUCCAAUUCAUCAUCACCCUUGGCCUGGCCGAGAUUGCCUCUGCCUUUCCUUCAACGGGCGGACAGUAUCAUUUCUGCUAUAUCCUGACUCCGGAAAAGUCGAAGCGAUUCACUGCUUUUGUCGUUGGUUGGAUGUCUACUUUGGCGUGGUGGAUCGUCACCUGCUCUGGCAUCUCCCUCGCCGCGGCAACUCUCUCUGGGAUGAUUAGCUUCUUCGAACCCGACUUUGUUGUUCAGCGAUGGCAGAUCUACCUGCUCUACGUUGCGGUUGCUUUGAUCACAGCGGUACCCGUUUUUGUGGCCUCAAAUCGACUCGCAAUUGUGGUCCAGACCUCGCUUUUCCUCUCCUUGGUAGGAAUGGCUCUCACGCUAUUUGUGACCACUGGGAUGCACGACCAUACAAACAAGGGAUCUUUCCUGGUUCAGUCCGGUUUGGGUACAAGCGGUUGGAAUUCAGGUACAGGUUGGAUGCUGGGAAUUGCCAACUGCAUGUAUGCGUUCGGAGCAACCGAUGGAGCUAUUCACAUCAGCGAGGAGAUGUCGCAGCCGGGUCGCCGAGUCCCCCAGAUUAUCAUCAUGACAAUGAUGAUUGGCCUAAUCACUACUCUUCCUCUAUUUAUCGCCCUCAUGUACUUCAUGACGGAUCUCGAAGCAGUGACUUCGUCUCCCCUUCCCAGUAUGGAGUUGAUUUACCAGGCUACUGGGAACAGAAAUGUUACGAUUUUCCUGGUCUCUUGGAUUUUGGCCGUAUACGUCAUGGCUCUUCCAUCCCAAUGGGUGAGUAGUGGUCGCAUUGCCUGGGCAUUUGCCCGAGAUAACGGUGUCCCGUACUCGAAUUACUUUGCCAAAAUCGACAAAAGACUUGGUUUUCCAAUUCGCACGACCGUCGCCUCCUUCGUAUUUGUUCUACUCUAUGGACUUCUAUAUCUAGCCUCCACCAAUGCUUUCAACUCCAUCGUUACCUCGGCUGUACUUUUUCUCAACAUUACAUACGCGGUGCCGCAGGGAAUCCUUCUCUUCCAGGGCCGAGAGAAACAUCUUCCGCCCAGAUAUCUUAACCUGGGGUGGUUUGGGUAUGUGUGCAAUGCUUUCUCAAUCAUGUGGAUUGUGGUGCUGGGUGUGCUUGUCUGCAUGCCCCCAAGCCUGCCAGUCAGAACGGCCACGAUGAAUUACAUCAGUGUUGUGACGGUGGGACUGUUUAGCAUUAUUAUUGCACUCUGGUUCGCAGAUGGACGCAAAAAGUUUGAAGGGCCACAUAUCGAUUGGGAGCUCAUGAAGGAGGCCAACAUGCAAACGCUCAAGGGAGGGGACAAGGGCGCUGGUAUUUAGCACGAAGUACCUAUUUGGACAUGAUUGAGUUGGAUUACUGAAAGAACCAGGGGGUGUUUGUGUGGGGGCAAUGGAAUAGUGAGAUGAAUAGUUCGAUCCAAGAUUUCGUAGC